GCUGACGUUGUUGGGGUGGGGGAGGGAGCACUCCAGCCCAGCCGCGGCCGUUGUCACUGCGCUUCCCCCAGGGCCGUUGCCUCACCUGGCGGACUCGACCCAGCGAGUCCCGCCGCCGUUAGCGGAUCAUCGCACGAGCGUGGCCAGCGCCAUCGGUGGCCCGCCCUCUUCCACCUUUGCCUUCUCUUCAUUGGUCGAGCAGAACCUCUCGUCUCCUCGAUUGGUCCAGGAGGAAGUGGUUUGUGCCUACGUGGAGCCCUCAGAGAUAUAACACCGCCCCAGCUGCUCCACAGCUCUGGUUGCAAAACUGAUGGUGGCAAAUUGUAACUUGAAGCCAGAUGUAUACCUUUAUACAACAUCCUGAGUGAGGUGAAGUUGGAGGACAAUCAAAGUGACUCCACCUACUAUCCACCCUUUCCUCACUUGGCGAUUCCUAGAACUAUGGAGAGGCUUCUCUGGGUGGUAGGAGAAUGGGGCACAGCUUCUGUGAAGGCAAGCAGACUCCCCCUUCUACUUUGGAUGGGGGAGUGGUUUUGGACUCAAAAAGGAUGGGUAGAAAGGAUGCGUCUGCCGCAAGAAUUCCUGUUGAGCAAUACAGGAAACAAAUAGGAAAACAAGAUUACAAGAAAAGCAGGCCAGUGUUAAGAGCAACAAGAUUAAAAGCAGAGGCCAAGAAAACUGCACUGGGCAUAAAGGAAGUUGCCCUUGUCCUUGCAGCUAUACUGGUAUUUCUGUUGGCUUUCUACGCUUUCUUUUAUCUUAAUCUAUCAAAUGAAGUUGACCUUGAUCUGGAUCCAAAUGAAAACUAGCAGAUGCAAUGUAUCUAUCCUAUCAUCAGAUUCUCUUCAGGAAAAGCAACUACCUUGAACAACACUGCUUGGGAACACACAGUUCUAAUGCAUAAUAAUACUAUGCAAUAUCUCAAUCGCUCUUAAAAUUCAUAUCUGCAGAACAGGCAAAGAAGACUCAUGCAACGCAAGCUGCUUAAGUUAAAACAAAAGCUGUACUAUUAUGAAUUAAAUGAAUUGUUUACAUUAUUUGUUUCUCAGGCUGAGAACUCUGAUGCCAAAAGACAGUUUUUUGCAUAUUGGUGUUGGUAUUGAAAAGGGUAGAUACUGACUUCUGGGUAGUCUGUCCUAACUUAAAUCCAUGAAUCCAAACUUCCCAAUAGUGAAAUUAGGUUUCCUUUUUUUAAAAUACAAAAGAAA
This is a messenger RNA of Terrapene triunguis (Three-toed box turtle), 1208 nucleotides long. RefSeq names its product triple QxxK/R motif containing (gene TRIQK). The coding region runs from base 471 to 809 and encodes 112 amino acids. Gene Ontology annotation, cellular component: endoplasmic reticulum membrane. The transcript has 7 exons. Lineage: Eukaryota; Metazoa; Chordata; Testudines; Emydidae. The record is from RefSeq and is a predicted model, not a curated record.